AUGAAGGUCUUUUCCAACUCGGUAACCUUCAACUACUCGUGGGAAGAGGUAUCCACCGCCAACUGGCAGAAGUAUGGUCCAUGGAACGAUAAGUCGGCACAUGUCAUCGCUGUCGAUACCAUCAGCCGCAAUGUCGACGCCACAACUGGUAUCCUGCGCACCGAGCGUUUGAUUACCUGCAAGCAAUCCGCUCCCGAGUGGAUCAAGUCCAUCCUCGGAGGUAUGGAUACGAGCCAGGUCUUUGAGAUCAGCUACGUCAACCCGGCCGAGAAGACCGUCACCAUGGUAUCGCAGAACAUUACCAUGUCCAACCUCGUCAAUGUCCAAGAAACCGUCGUCUACAAGCCUCUCAACGCCCACCAGACUCAGUUCGUCCAAGAUGCGAGGAUAACUGCGCUCUGCGGCGGCUGGCAGAGAAUCAAGAACAGCAUCGAGGAUACACUGGUCACGCGGUUCAGGGAAAAUGCCGUCAAGGGCAAGGAGGGUUUCGAGUGCGUCCUAGCCAUGAGCCGGUUAGCAUUCGCCGAGGAGCGCGCCAAGCAGGCGCUAUAG
Pestalotiopsis fici W106-1 is the source of this 552-nucleotide messenger RNA. RefSeq lists its product as uncharacterized. The record is from RefSeq and is a predicted model, not a curated record. The transcript has a single exon. The coding region runs from base 1 to 552 and encodes 183 amino acids. Lineage: Eukaryota; Fungi; Ascomycota; Sordariomycetes; Amphisphaeriales; Sporocadaceae. Gene Ontology annotation, biological process: phospholipid transport. Gene Ontology annotation, cellular component: mitochondrial intermembrane space. Gene Ontology annotation, molecular function: phosphatidic acid transfer activity.